Molecule: messenger RNA, 1119 nt
Organism: Cryptosporidium muris RN66
Lineage: Eukaryota; Apicomplexa; Conoidasida; Eucoccidiorida; Cryptosporidiidae
Product: meiotic recombination protein rec12, putative
Exons: 1
Coding region: 1-1119 (372 amino acids)
Biological process (GO): meiotic DNA double-strand break processing; reciprocal meiotic recombination; meiotic DNA double-strand break formation
Cellular component (GO): nuclear chromosome
Molecular function (GO): ATP binding; DNA topoisomerase type II (double strand cut, ATP-hydrolyzing) activity; DNA binding
Source: RefSeq, a predicted model, not a curated record
AUGGUGAAGAAUAAUGCAUUAAAAAGUGAUGAUUUAAGUCAUUUCUCCGAGAAUAAUAUAGUUUGCCAAUUAGAGUGGUUAAUAUUUAAAUUAUUUAAGAAUACAAAAAAGUAUCAAUGUUAUUCAAAAGUAUAUCAAAUGACUUGCAUAAUAUCUAUAACUAAUACUCUACAUGGAUUAGUGUCAGAAGGUUAUCAUGCAACUCUUAGAGAUAUUUUUUACAGUAACCCAAGUUUAUAUAAAAAACAGACAGUUUCAAACAACACUAUAGCUAUGAUUACUCGACUAAUUCGUAUUCCAAGAGAAUUUUUAAAUGUUGUAAGUACAUCUAAAGGGAUGAUUAGAGGUCCAAUUUCAGUAUUUGGAUCAGAUCUCUCGGGAGAUAAGCAUAAUAGAAAUAAAAUAAUAGAAUUUGACUGUCUAUCAAAAAUCGAAAGCAUGGGACAUUCAAUUAGUCCUUAUAUAUGUAGAUUAAUGAAUAAUUGGAGAAUUAAUAUUUACAAAAAUAUUAACUUUGUAUUGAUUAUUGAAAAGGAUACUGUUUUUCAACGAUUAUUGGAAUGUAAUUUUUUGGAAGCAUUUAAUAAUUCAUGCAUACUUUUAACGGCUAAAGGUUACUCAGAUUUACCUACAAGAGCUUUACUCUAUCAGUUGUGUAAUAUAUUGCCAUACAAAACUUUAUUUUGGAUACUUUGUGAUUAUGAUGCAUAUGGUUUAACAAUAGGCGCAACUUAUAUUAUGGGAUCCCAAAAUAGUGCUUGGUAUGACUCAGACUUUAAGGUAAAUAGGAUACUACCAUUUCCACUACCCAGAGUAGCUGAUCAAUUAGCAAAUGGGAUAAUACAUAAACAGAGUAUAUUUCAGUUAUCAAAAAGUAAUAUUGUAAGAAUAAAUAUGGUCAAGCAACGUUUUGAAAAUUGUAUUGAAGUAUCUAGUAGUAUAAGAGUUCAGUGGAUCAAGAUAUGUGAACAAAUCAUAUUAGAUGGAGUGGAAUAUGAAAUAGAUUGUAUAGAGCAACUUGAAAAUUGGGUUGAAGAGGUAAUAAAAGAAAAGUUAGCUAGUAUAAAUACAGAUGAACUUGAAUAUCACAAAGAAUAUAGUUACAAAUAUUCCGAAUAA